Alternaria rosae is the source of this 537-nucleotide messenger RNA. RefSeq lists its product as uncharacterized. The coding region runs from base 1 to 537 and encodes 178 amino acids. The record is from RefSeq and is a predicted model, not a curated record. The transcript is spliced from 2 exons. NCBI's taxonomy places the organism in Eukaryota, Fungi, Ascomycota, Dothideomycetes, Pleosporales, Pleosporaceae.
AUGUCAUCCCCAGGCUCGAACGAUGCCGAACAUGUUCGACAAACGCUCACGAAGCUCUCAGUAGCCGUUCGCGAGCUGACUCCAGCCGGCGCAAAGCAAGUUCCACAAAGCCCCGACCGCUUUAAUCUAUUGGCGCGUCCUACACACGGUGGCUGUCGUAUCUGUGGUCUUCCCGGCCACCAGUCCACCGACGUCCACCAUUCGGCAGCGUGUCGCGUUGCUCUUCUCUCGCUCAUCGGCUUCUGGGAGGAUAUCGCGGAUCACGUGGCCUUUCUCUACCAGUACUCCGAGCGAUUUCAGAAGGCCAUCCAAGCGAACGAGCCAACGUAUGUAAUGCGUCUUGACAACCGACCGCUGAAGGGUGGUGACAUGGAGGUCGUACUUGUAGAUCGGGGUAUCCGAGCAAAGGCCAAUGUGAUUCUUAAUGAAGAUGACUUGGCUAGAUAUGAGCGAGUGGCAAAGAAUCUGGAGGGGUUCUUCUUGGACGCGUUGACCCUGUCUGAUCUCUACGAGCGCAGUAUUGCGAUGGAGCAGUAA